AAAGCAUUGCGGAUUGCACGCGCAGUCUCGCUUUCACCGGUGGUUCAACUGCCCUCAAGUUUCAGAGAAGAUCUCGUGGAGUACCUAUUUUGCAAAUUGUGGCUGACUUUAUUUCUGCAACAAGUGAAUUGCUGAGUUUUGAUUAAUGGCUCAACCUCGGCUUACUGGAGCUCUCCGUUCCUUUUCAAAUGUCAGCAGGAAAGAUGAUUACAUUCUGCAGCCCUUUGAUUUGAAGUCUAAGAGAUUGAAAAGACAAGAAGUGUUUUCUAAAGCUAGCUUAACUUGGAAGAAGAUUGUCCAAUUCAUCAAUGAACACCUGGGCAAGAAAGAACAGCAGGUGGUAACUGAAGAAUUGAGAGCAGUGCUGCGGGCAGCAAAAGAGAUCGUUGGUGAUGAGUAUGGACAAGAAAUGAUUGAAAGUGCAGCUGUUUUCCUAUUUAAAAUAUUUUAUGAUAAAGACCAAGUUGGCCAUGAAGAAACAAGAGCUAUCAAACAAAUGUUCGGGCCUUUUCCAUUAUCCUCAGUAGAUGCUGCCUGCAGUGCCAUAAACAAGGUUGCUAGCUUCUUUGAGGAGACUCAAAUAGAAACUUUUCUCAAGGUUCACAGCAUCAGCCAUUUAAAAGACCAAGUGCCUUUUGGUAAAAAUAUCUCAUUCUCUUUUGAUAUGUACUCAGUAGAUACUUUCCUGGAUAUUUCAUUGAAAAUGAAAGAUAAUGAAGACACAAAAGGAUUCGGUUUAGAUUAUGAAAAAUAUUUAAAUAAUCAGCAAGAGCAACAAAAAGCUGUGUUUGUCAACACCGUGGACAUUAAUUCCCCCCAAGGAAUUGACGGCUCAUUUCUGAGCCGAGAGGUUGACAGGUAUUUGCUGCAUGGAACUUUGGGAUCUCCGAAUGCUUCUGACCUUUGUACAACACUGUUUGAAAUGUUAACGUCAAACAAAAGUGAUGAUGAACUCCAAAAUGAGUUGUUUGAGCUACUAGGACCUGAAGGUUUUGAGCUGAUUGAGAAACUUCUGCAGAAUAGAUUCGCUAUUGUGGAAAUUGCCCUUAACACAGUGCCUGAUGUAAAGCUGAAUAAUUUUCAUGAUGCUGCAAGAAGAGGAAUAGCAGAUAACACCACAAAACCCAUAUAUGGCUGUCAAGUUAAAAUACAGUCUGAACAAGAAAAGCAGCUGAUUAAACAGUAUCGUCGUGAGGAGAAAAAACUUGCUAAAAAAGAAAAAAAGGGUGAAGAUUCUGAAUUCUCUGGUGAAACCUCAAUUCACUUUGACCCAAAAGAGUUGAGACUUCAGAGAGAACAAGCUUUGCUAACAGCUCGCAUCUCUCCAAUUUUGAGCAGACAGAGAGAGUAUGAAAGAAUUCAUUACCCUCAUGUUUAUGAUUCCUAUGCUGAAGCAAUGAAAACAUCAGCAUUUAUUGGAGGAGCAAAGGUACUUCUACCAGAAGGUAUUCAAAGGGAAAAUAACAAAAUGUAUGAAGAAGUAAGGAUUCCUUCAAAUACACCUAUGCCAGCUGGGUUUGAGGAAAAACCAGUUUACAUCACUGAACUGGAUGAGAUAGGACAACUAGUUUUCAAAGGAAUGAAACGGCUAAACCGUAUACAGUCUAUAGUGUUUGAGACCGCUUACAACACCAAUGAAAACAUGUUAAUUUGUGCACCCACUGGAGCUGGAAAAACUAAUAUUGCAAUGCUAACUGUUCUUCAUGAAAUACGGCAGCAUGUUCAACAUGGAGUUAUAAAAAAGGAUGAAUUUAAGAUUGUGUAUGUUGCUCCAAUGAAGGCCUUGGCUGCUGAAAUGACAAAUUACUUCAGCAAUCGUCUGGAGCCACUAGGUAUUGCUGUGAAGGAGCUAACGGGUGACAUGCAACUGACAAAAGGUGAAAUCCUCCGGACUCAGAUGUUGGUCACAACACCUGAGAAAUGGGAUGUGGUUACCAGAAAAAGUGUUGGUGAUAUUGCUCUUUCCCAAAUUGUCCGGCUUCUUAUAUUAGAUGAAGUCCAUUUACUUCAUGAAGACAGAGGGCCAGUGCUGGAAAGUUUAGUGGCAAGAACACUUCGUCAGGUGGAGUCUUCCCAAAGUAUGAUAAGAAUAUUAGGACUUUCUGCAACACUUCCUAACUACCUUGAUGUGGCUACAUUUCUCCAUGUUAACCCUUUUAUUGGUCUCUUCUACUUUGAUAGUAGAUUUAGACCAGUUCCACUUUGCCAGACCUUUAUAGGAAUUAAAACAACAAACAAGGUUCAGCAUCUGCAUGACAUGGAUGAAGUGUGUUAUGAUAAAGUGUUUGAGCAAAUAAGAUCAGGGCAUCAGGUCAUGGUAUUUGUACAUGCCAGAAAUUCCACAGUGAAGACUGCUUUGUCUCUUAUUGAAAUGGCAAAAAAUCGUGGAGAAGCAUCCUUUUACAUGACAGAGCAAGGGGCAGAUUAUGGGCGGUGUGAAAAACAGGUGCAGAAAUCUCGUAACAAGCAGUUACGUGAAAUGUUUCCAUGUGGCUUUGGUAUUCAUCACGCUGGAAUGCUACGACAAGACCGGAACAUAGUGGAGCACCUUUUUUCUCGUGGAUUCAUUAAAGUCUUGGUCUGCACAGCUACUCUGGCCUGGGGAGUCAACCUUCCUGCACAUGCAGUAAUAAUAAAAGGAACCCAAAUAUAUGAUGCAAAGCGAGGAGCAUUGGUAGAUCUGGGAAUUCUUGAUGUUAUGCAAAUAUUUGGACGUGCAGGUCGACCACAGUUUGAUGAUUAUGGCGAAGCCACGAUUAUUUCAUCUCAUGAUAAGCUGAGCCAUUAUCUUACUCUACUUACUCAACAAAAUCCCAUAGAGAGUCAGUUUUUGGAUAGCCUGCCUGACAAUUUGAACGCGGAGAUUGCAUUAGGAACGGUAACAAAUGUGGACGAAGCAGUAAAAUGGCUUAGCUACACAUACCUCUAUGUGCGAAUGAGAGUUAAUCCUCUAGCCUAUGGCAUCAAUCACAAAAUAUAUCAGAUGGACCCAAGUUUGGAAAAUUACCGUACAGAACUUGUAAAGGAGUCAGGCCGAAAGCUUGACAAAGCUAGAAUGAUUCGAUUUGAAGAGAGGACAGGAUAUUUUUCAUCGACAGAUUUGGGUAGAACUGCUAGUCACUUCUACAUUAAAUAUAACACAAUGGAGACAUUUAAUGAACUUUUUGCUGUACACAAUACUGAAGCUGACAUCCUUUGCAUUGUGUCCAAAGCAGAGGAGUUUGAGCAGGUCAAGGUGAGGGAAGAAGAAAUGGAAGAACUGGAGCAUUUGCUUAACAAUUAUUGUGAGCACCCUGCUGCUGGUGGGGUGGAAAAUGGCUAUGGAAAAAUAAACAUUCUUCUCCAGACAUAUAUCGGGCGUGGGGAGGUUGACAGCUUCUCUCUUAUUUCAGACCUCAUGUAUGUUGCUCAGAAUGCUGCUCGAAUUGUUCGAGCCCUUUUUGAGAUUGCUCUUCGAAAACGAUGGCCUACAAUGACUUAUCGCCUGCUUAACCUUUGUAAGGUUAUAGACAAACGAUUAUGGGGAUGGGCAAAUCCACUUCGGCAAUUUCCAGUACUGCCAGGUUCUGUGAUCUCUAAAUUGGAAGACCGCAACCUUAGCAUAGAUAAAUUAAAGGAUAUGAGAAAAGAUGAAAUAGGUCACAUGCUGCAUCAUGUGAACAUUGGGUUGAAGGUCAAGCAGUGUGUCCAUCAAUUCCCUGCAAUACUUAUGGAAGCCAGCAUCCAGCCUAUCACACGCACUGUUCUUAGAGUCAGGCUCACAAUUACCUCAGAUUUCAAGUGGAAUGAUCAGGUUCAUGGAUCAGUUAGUGAACCUUGGUGGAUCUGGGUUGAAGAUCCAGCUAAUGAUCACAUUUAUCAUUCUGAAUAUUUUCUACUUCAAAAAAAACAGGUUGUCACCAAUGAAUCUCAAUUUUUGGUAUUUACCAUUCCAAUCUUUGAGCCUAUGCCUUCACAAUACUAUAUUCGGGCAGUGUCAGACAGAUGGCUUGGAGCCGAAGCGGUUUGUAUCAUUAAUUUUCAACAUCUCAUACUGCCAGAGAGACAUCCACCACACACAGAGCUACUAGAUCUUCAGCCUUUGCCCGUCACUGCUUUGGGGAACAGAGAAUAUGAAGCUUUGUACAAAUUUACCCAUUUUAACCCAGUUCAGACUCAGAUAUUCCAUACUUUGUACCACACGGAUAGCAAUGUUCUUCUUGGAGCACCUACAGGCUCGGGAAAAACAGUUGCUGCUGAAAUGGCAAUAUUUCGAGUCUUCAGUAAAUACCCCUCCUCCAAGGCAGUGUAUAUUGCUCCUUUAAAAGCACUCGUCAGGGAAAGAAUAGAGGACUGGAAAAUAAGAAUAGAAGAAAAAUUAGGGAAAAGAGUUGUUGAGUUAACUGGGGAUGUCACUCCAGAUAUAAAAGCAAUUGCUCAGGCUGAUCUCAUUGUAACCACACCGGAGAAAUGGGAUGGAGUCAGCAGAAGUUGGCAAAAUCGAAGUUAUGUGCAGAAAGUUGCAAUUAUUAUCAUUGAUGAGAUCCAUCUACUAGGAGAAGAAAGAGGUCCUGUACUAGAGGUUAUUGUGUCAAGAACUAAUUUCAUUUCAUCUCACACUGCAAAACCUGUGAGAGUUGUAGGAUUAUCCACAGCUCUGGCAAAUGCAAAGGAUCUAGCUGACUGGCUAGGCAUAGGACAGUUGGGCCUGUUCAAUUUUCGACCUUCUGUUCGUCCUGUUCCACUGGAAGUACACAUUCAAGGAUUUCCAGGGCAGCACUACUGUCCACGCAUGGCCAGCAUGAACAAGCCAUCUUUCCAAGCUAUUCGAAGCCAUUCACCAUCCAAACCAGUGUUGAUCUUUGUCUCAUCAAGACGACAGACUCGUCUUACUGCUAUUGACUUGAUUACUUUUCUGGCCACUGAAGAUGAUCCCAAACAGUGGCUUCAUAUGGAUGAAACAGAGAUGGCUGAUAUUAUCUGUACAGUAAGGGAAUCUAAUCUCAAAUUCACCUUGGCCUUUGGAAUUGGACUGCAUCAUGCUGGUCUGCAUGAGAGAGACAGGAAGACAGUGGAAGAGCUUUUUGUUAAUUGCAAAAUUCAGGUAUUGAUUGCCACCAGCACUCUGGCAUGGGGAGUGAAUUUUCCAGCUCAUCUUGUUAUUGUUAAAGGAACUGAAUUUUAUGAUGGGAAAACACGACGUUAUGUUGACUAUCCCAUUACAGAUGUUUUGCAGAUGAUGGGGCGUGCUGGCAGGCCCCAGUUUGAUGACCAAGGAAAAGCUGUAAUUCUUGUUCAUGACAUUAAAAAGGAUUUUUAUAAAAAAUUUCUGUAUGAACCUUUCCCUGUUGAAUCAAGUUUGCUGGGUGUGUUUGCAGACCAUUUAAAUGCUGAAAUUGCUGCUGGAACAAUUGCAUCCAAACAAGAUGCCAUGGAUUACAUAACGUGGACAUACUUCUUCCGUCGCCUUGUAAUGAACCCCAGUUAUUACAGUUUGGAGGAUGUGAAUCAUGACACCAUCAACAAGUACCUCUCCAAUUUAGUUGAAAAGUGUCUUCUAGACUUGGAAUGUUCAUACUGCAUAGAAAUAGGAGAGGACAAUCAUGCUAUUGAAACUUUAACAUAUGGACGCAUUGCUUCUUAUUAUUACUUGAAACACCAGUCAGUAAGGAUGUUUAAAGAAAGACUGAAAGCCGAUUGUACUCUGGAAGAUUUGUUGUUCGUUCUUUCAGAUGCUGAAGAGUAUUCUGAACUACCUGUGAGGCACAAUGAAGACCAAAUGAACAGUGAUCUGGCAUCUCUUCUUCCCAUCGAAGUAAAUCCUCAUUCAUUUGACAGUGCUCACACCAAGACUCACUUGUUGCUUCAGGCCCACUUCAGCCGAACUCCAUUACCUUGUCCUGACUAUGCAACUGAUACAAAAACUGUGCUUGACAAUGCAAUCAGAAUAUGCCAGGCAAUGCUUGAUGUUGCAGCAAAUGAAGGGUGGUUGGUCACUGUAUUGAAAAUCUGUAACCUCAUUCAGAUGAUUGUUCAGGGACGAUGGCUAAGUGAUUCAUCACUGCUGUUACUACCAAACAUUGAGCAGCAGCAUCUUUACCUUUUCAGAAAAUGGAACCCUGAGAAAAGGAAAAACAACAGUGGAGGAUACCAGGGCCCUGUUGAAUGUCUUCCUGAACUUAUAGCUGCUUGUGAUGGAAGAGAAAAUAUAUUUACUUCUAUUGUGUCUACUGAAUUACAACCAGCCCUUAUUUCACAGUCUUGGUCUUUCCUGUGUCUGCUGCCAGUUAUUGAAGUUGGCAUGAGCAUCAAAGGCUCCUGGGAAGAUAGUCAGGAACAAAGUGAAAAAAUUCUUCCUCUUGGUGUAUCUGAAGUCAGGAAUGAGAAAAAUUGGUUGUCUGUACACGCUGACCAAGAGUAUGUACUGCAGAUAAAUCUUCGCCGCAUCAUUCAAGGACAUCAGAAGAAGAAAAAGGACAGCAAAGCAGUUGCACCUCGGUUCCCUAAAGCAAAGGAUGAAGGCUGGUUCAUAAUCCUGGGUGAAGUUGACAAAAAGGAGUUACUGGCUUUAAAAAGAAUAGGUUACAUAAGGAAUAGAAGCACAGCAUUAGUCGCAUUCUUUUCGCCUGAAAAAUUUGGCAGGUACAUCUAUACACUUUAUCUGAUGAGUGACAGCUACCUUGGCAUGGACCAGCAAUAUGACAUUUAUCUAAAUGUUAUACCCAGCAGCACCUCUGCCCCAGUCAACAGUGACAUCUCAGAUGCCUUAAAGAAUAUGGCCCUGGCAUAACAUUACUUGUUUUAACCAGAUGAGAGCAUCAGCAUUGCCGCAAAGAUUGGACCAGUGUGAUGGGCGAUGCAGAAAUGACUUGAUAUUUGCCUUAGCAGAUGCAACUUCUAACCUCAGAGACAAAGGAAAUUGGAAAUGGCAGCUUGAGGUGACCUUUGCUAUAGACAGGCCACAGAGCUCUGAUGGCCUUACACAAUUUUGCUUUUUCAUUAAAUACUAUUGUCAGAUUGCUGGACAAAAAGGUGAAAGUGAUAUGGCAGCUGUAAAGCACAGCAUACACAACCGAUCAAUGAUAAACUUCAGCCACAGUGCAUGAUAGGGUGAAAAUUAGUCCCAUGCCAAGGAGGAAUAAAUGGAUAAUAGUUUGCCGUUUCAUUGUUAUUGAAAGCUAAGAAAUAAAGGAUUGCCAAAAUCAUUUUACUACAAUAAUAAACCAAUUAUUGUGCAAAAAAGCCUUAGGAGUGUGUGAUUUCAGUUUAUUAAUGAUGAGGAAUGACAGCAAGUUUGGGCUUUGAGAGUCACAUGUUUUGUGUAGUAUAAAGGUAAAAUGUAAGUAAUACACCUAACCAUCUGUUUCAGCUUCAGAUGGUUGAAACUGUUGUUUCUUAUGGCGUAUUCAGAAAAGAAAAAACAGUUGUAAAUGUGUUUGGAAGUCUGAAUAUAGUCUUCAUACUGCUGCAUUUGUUGCCAUUCUCAAAGUCAUUUAAAUGUUUUUCGUAACAGAACAAAUACAUACAAUUUGUGAUUUUUUCCUCCUUUUUCACUUUAUGUGAAGCAUGUUCAUUGCUUUCUUGCUGUUCAUGUCCAAACUGUUUUUAUUUUAGUAAUGUAAUCUCAUUUUAUCAAUGUAAAUCAUUUUCUUCGAAGUGUUUUUGAGAAUCAUGAAACUAGAAAACCAAAAAAGGGUGUUGUGAUCAUUACCUAUUGUGAUCUUGUAAUUAUUAAUACUGUUUAGUCAGUAAAGCUAUACAUAUGAUGCUGGUAUUGUUUCAUAAUACACUUACUUGUACUCUUCUCACCCUUCAUUACAUGAGUCUUAUGAACCAAUUUAUAUUAUAAUGAGAAAUUUUCAGACGUUGAUGCUACAUUUCACACCAGAAUAUAUGGUGUUCCAAAGAAAAAAGUGAUGUUGAAGUAAAAUAAUUAUUUUGAUGAGGUUAGAAUGUGGCCUUUUCUUGAAAAUAAAUAUACUCAAUUUUGAGUAUUAUUUGUUAUGGCUUUCAGUCAAGACAUGUUUCCCUAAAAGUGGUGAAAAUUAUUUCUUAGUGGCCAUGUUAUCAAAUUCAUUGUUUCCCUUUGGUUUAACAUGGCAUGUAAUAACUGAGUGGUUUUGUUAUUGAAGUCACCAAAUAAGUUCUAAACAGCCCUACUAAAAUAAAAUAAAAAUAAAGACGCAUUGACCUGUAAUCCUGUGUCAGAGGGGUCCAAUAUAACUACAGUUAAUAAUAAUAAUAAUAAUUCAUUACAUUUAUAUAGCGCUUUUCUCAGUUGAUUUAAAUAAACAAAAACAGAAGCACUCAGGGACCUCUGAGCAUUAUGUGAGCAUUCCAAAAUCAAAGGUACAGUGUGGAAAACAGCUGUGCCUAAAGUCAAAUGCAUUCUGUUUUAUUGUUAUUUCCCAUCUUUCAUUGAUUAAGUACCCAAUGGGCAAAUAUAAAAAUUUUGACUUAGAAAAGAACCUGUAAAACAGUUACCUACAUGGAGUCACUGCCUUUUUUAUGGAGAUCAUUUGUCUUCUUAAUUGCUUUGCUUUUACCAGUAUACUACAAUUUUUAAUCUUUCUUUUAUUAAUGAUGCAUUAGUUGGUAGUAAUGUGGUUGUUAAUGAACCAUAAUAAUCUAGUGUAAAGUAAAAUACAGGUUUUUACUGUUUGUAUGCCUUUUGCAGAAUGUCAUUUUUAUUAUGAAUGUUUACUUAACAUUAAAUGCAUUAAUUCUUCCCCUGUAACAAAGCAAAAAUGUUUAUUUGCCUCAUAUAAAAUCCAAAAUGAAACGGCAUUGUACUAAUCUCUUUACAGAUGCUCUUCAUUUAACAUUGGAAUUGGAAAACACUAGAAAUGUGAUAUAAAUAUUUAUCUUGCAAAGCUUUCCAUGACCUUGUCUGUGCUUCUCGAAAACUUGGUUACCUGUUUAUCAUUGACGCCUGUAGCAUUUGAUGUGCUUAUAAAGUGAGAGUUCAGUGACUGUCAAAUGAAUGAAUGAAAUGCAUGCAUUCUCCUAAUUAAAGUGAUUAAGUACUGUCAUCUAUCAUUAGAGAGGAUUCUCUGCAACUACCGACUGUAUACAAAUGCUUUACGGAUUCUUAGCAGGCCUCACACUGCAACAGGUCACUAAUUAAUGGAGGAAACAACAUGUCUUUCAGUGAGUUAUUUGCACAGUUUGUUUUAGCUUUUUAUAAUCUUGAUUGGAAACUAAGUGUUGCCCUUCUAAUGAACUGUUUUUCACAAGUUAGGUGUGACAGCCGCAUAAACAUGAGCAGAGGAAUAAAUAUCAAGAAGUAAACAUGGAUGUCACCUGAGAAAUAAGUUAUCCUUAAACGUACGUAAGUCAUUGUUUUAUUUUUAUGUGCUGUAUCUUUAAAGUUAAUCACACACAGACUCUACUUUUAAAGUGUAUUGUAGAUCAACUAUAAAUAUGUAGAAAUUUU
Molecule: messenger RNA, 9415 nt
Organism: Erpetoichthys calabaricus (reedfish)
Lineage: Eukaryota; Metazoa; Chordata; Cladistia; Polypteriformes; Polypteridae
Gene: ascc3
Product: activating signal cointegrator 1 complex subunit 3
Exons: 42
Coding region: 146-6769 (2207 amino acids)
Molecular function (GO): ATP hydrolysis activity; ATP binding; nucleic acid binding
Source: RefSeq, a predicted model, not a curated record